GCAGGAGAUACGCUAAACGCAAGGCAAGCGCGAGCGUUUUUUGAGUAAUACUAUAUUUAAUUUUUUUUUUUCGCGGUCUAGUAUUCCAGUUGGUGCUUUGCGACACACGUUUCUCCAGCCGGACGCCAAGAACAAACGCGAUGCGGAACGACGUGUCCGUGAAGAGAGAAACAGAUCCCGGUCAUAAGGUCGCCGUGAACGUGUCGUCCAAGCAGAACAUAACGGGCGGGAAAGGCGAGGCCGACUUGGGGACCGAGGAGGAAGAGGACGACGAGGGCACCAGGAAGUCCAGGAAGGAGAAAAGAAAGAAGAAGAAGAAAAAGAAGAAGCAGAGGGAGUAUGAAAGCUCCACGAGCUCGGACGGAGACGAGAGCGACACGGACCGGGCAAAGUCCAAGAAGAAAGCGACCGCGGGUGUCAGCACCAGAAUCAACAUCUUCACCGGGACUCAGGGACCUCCGGGCAUCGCGAUGCAGAGUGGCGUGUCCGGCCCGAACGUACUGUCUAGCGCAGGGGGAGCGCUUCCAGUCAUCCAGCAGCAGGUACCCAUGCUUCCCAUGAUACAGGAGGUGCUGUCUGCGCCGAAGAAGAACAGGAGCAAGCGAUCGACGAAGUCGGCCAAGUCGAAGAGCUCCCAGGGAGAAGCCGGCAGGCAGAGUGCCCCGGGGAUGCCGGCCGUGAUACCGCCUGCCAUGGCGGGCCUCGUUUCCGGUCCGGAUGGUCAGGACGUGCUGGUGAUCCCGAUGCCGCCUGGCAUGAAAUUGCCGCCGUUCGGUGCAGGAACAGAUCAGAUUUUCGGUGCCGGCUUUCCAUUUGCCGACGGUCAACAGCAGCAGCCCAAGAAGAAGAAGAAAAAGAGCAUUGAUGCUGCUGAAGGUGCCUCCCGUAAUGCCGCUUCCAACACAGCUGUCGACGAACAGGGCCAGCAGGCCGUAGCAGGUACGGGUCGCCCGGCACCAGACGCCAUCGCAGGUUUUGGACCUAUCGUGGACGAAGCGAUGGUCGAAGCAGCGUUGCAGCCAAUCCAGGCGGCGUCGUCAGAAUCACGAGUAGGAAACGCUAAACAGGAAGCAAGGGAGCCCUCUCCUUCGGAUGCCAUGCCCGAAGGACGUGAACGGCAGUCAAGCGCGGUGCCAUCGCACUCUGCCCUAGAGCCCAAGAAGACCAUGUCGAGCGAGGACGACACUAACACCAUGGCGCUGCUCAUAUUCGCUGCCGUCAUCGGCAUCAUCGUCAUCGUGAUCAUUGUCUUCAUCGUCGCCACGGCCGGCACAUCUUCGGGAACAAGUGUGGCAGCCACAACGCUACACCAUGACGCAUAUGGCUCCGGAUCCGGCACGGCUGAACCAGCCUUUCGAGGACGUCGCCACACUGUUCGCAGACAUCCCCGUCCGCACAAGAGAUACAUAGGUCCGCUACGCCGCUUCAACCGACCAGCAGAGGCAUACUGGAACAUCAAGUGACGACGGCUGCUACGUGGGCGUUCAUUCGGAAAUCUUGUAUGCCUCGUGUUGCUCCAAAACUUCAGAGACAUUUAUGUCAAAGGAGUAUGAAUGUAAUUCCACAUGGAAUAAAACUUCUUUUUUUUUUCA
Dermacentor andersoni is the source of this 1592-nucleotide messenger RNA. RefSeq lists its product as uncharacterized. The record is from RefSeq and is a predicted model, not a curated record. Lineage: Eukaryota; Metazoa; Arthropoda; Arachnida; Ixodida; Ixodidae.